AUGAACACCUUCAACGCCCCAAGUCGACUUCAUUCCUUUGGCGCAAACCAGGCGCUCUCCAUCUCUUCCUUCCCCCAUCUUGAACCUCUCUACCUUCGGUAUCUCAGCAUGAACGGAACGAGCUUUUUUAAGGGCGCUCACGGCUUUGUUGCCAGCAACAACAUAAUGAAUGCAGCAAACACCAUCAACAUCCAUACCAAUUAUCGGACGUACCAAUUUGCCUGCUCCGACGCACGGAGUCACGAAAUCGGCACACAUGCCUCAUGCCCCGAGGCGCGCCCCCCUGCUCAGUAUCUAAACGCCCCAGACAGUGCAGCGGUUCCCGCCUUAAUUGAAACGACUCCUUUCCUUUCAAGCGACAUCGCCGCCGCCGCCCAAAUCGCUCUCCUGAUUCACCAAUCUCUCAGCGAUAGCAAAGGGGCUCCGUAUGAGUUCAACCGCUUCGUCGACGAGCUACGUUCUUUCAGCGAUGCCUUGCUUUCGCUUUCCGAGAUAGUCCGUGAGAUUGAACUACAACCCCUUGGCCCAGUCACCAAGAAUAUCAUAUACGAAGCUGCGACUUGCCUCGAUUUCGUGACGAAGGUCAGAGAUGGUAUCGAACCAUACGAGACAGCUUUCGUGGCAGGGCGAGGUUCCUUCAGGAAAGUUUGGUACAAAAUCUGCUGGGGCGUUUUCAAGCCAAAGGAAGUUACGAUACUGCGGAAGAAGCUUUCUCAGCGUACACAGAAGAUCGCAAUCUGGGUGGGCGUGUUGGGAAUUUUCUUAACUUCCAAUCACGGCAAAACCGUCGCGUCGAUCGAGACAACAACAAAGGAGCUACUCAUGGUACAUAAAAAUAUAGCUCCAUCCAUUUCGUACGGCGUUGGGAAUACGGUGAUUUUGACGGAUGCAUUCGGGAAGCCGAUACCAUUGGCAAUGGACUACUAUUACUCGCCGGAGGCCCUUCAUAACUUUCUGAUGUUUCACUUCAAGGAGAAGAUCGGUCUGGAGUACGUCGAGAGACACGAGUACAGCAUCUCUACCGAGGACGGCAAAGCAAUUACGAAGUCUGAUUAUGCAGCAUGGGGAUCCAUUGUGAAAGAAGGCGCAGUACUUGUUAUGAGUAUUGUGAUUAGAAUACAACUGGAGUCAAAGCUUGCUGAACGGCAGAGAAACACUUGCCCCCGGUGUUUUAGGACUGACGUCGGUGUGAUGCAGGACCAAGAAUGGUUAGAGUGUCGGCGCUGUGGACGACGCUUUCGCUGGGUUGACAGGGAGGAGCAUGCAUUGAAAGCACCACCAAAGGAUCAAAGCAUAGUUGAUUUUCGGAAUCUCCAAGUGAUCCCAGUUCGAAUGAGUAAAUUGGAAUCUGUCUUCCUUUCCCAUUUCCAGGAUAGAGAUUCUGUCUUGCUUUCCCAUUUCCAGAUCAAAAGCUGUAUCCUGAUAGAUCAUCCAGGAUAUUUGGAUGCUUCUGUCUUGCUUUCCCAUUUCCAGGCUGUAUGUGAACUUGUUGAUUUGACUAUGACCAUUCCUCUGACCAUCUGUCUUGCUCUUAUACCCAGCCUCCUCAUGCUAUAUUCUUAUGUAUGUAUUCAAAUCCCAGAUCUUAAUUAG
This is a messenger RNA of Laccaria bicolor S238N-H82, 1593 nucleotides long. RefSeq lists its product as uncharacterized. Bases 1 to 1593 code for a protein of 530 amino acids. The record is from RefSeq and is a predicted model, not a curated record. NCBI's taxonomy places the organism in Eukaryota, Fungi, Basidiomycota, Agaricomycetes, Agaricales, Hydnangiaceae. The transcript is spliced from 33 exons.